GUUGACACUAUAAAAGCGACAAAAUAUUUAUAAAAGUUGUUAAUAUAUUACUGGUAAAAUAUUUAUUCACUGUAUGAAAAAAACAAACUAUUUCCUUUGAAAGUAAUGACGUAAUUAAUCACAUGACCGUCAGUGAUGAAGAAGUAGAACUUAACAGCAAUUCCAUCACUGAUGUACUGAGAGUGUAAAUGUCAGUUUUAAUUCUUCCACAGAACGUCUAGCGAAGCUCUAUUUCUAAACUGCAAUUACUGACGUGUUAGAAUCUUGGGAAAUAUAGACGGCAGCUAUUUACAGAAGCUACGAAACAUAAAUCUUCCACCAGCAAGUUGCUUGUACACUCAUUUACAUACUCCUUCUUGAAUUUCUUUUUAGACAAACGGGACUUUAAAAAAAAAGCGUAUGAAAGAGAAAUAAAAACAAACAAACAAAUAAACAGUGGCACCUGUAUGAAUCUAGAAACAGCUGGAGAGAUCACUGUGGACACCUUUACCCUAUUACCAUUCUUAAUGCGACAGGUCUUCCUUUAUACACUCUGAACCUUAUAACAUUGAUACCUCAGGUUCCUUUGUAUGGAGGACCCCAAACCAUGCUAUUGGUAACUGAAUCUGCUGUAUUUGAUCAGUAUUUAAAUGCUCAGUGGCUCUAUUGAAAAUCUAACAGUAUGGGUGAGGCAUCUGCAGGCAGUUGCAGUCCACAGUACUGUCAACUUCAGGUCACAGUCCAAUCAGCCAGGUUAACUGCAGUAGGUUUAUUCAAACCUGAUCCGUAUCUGGAGCUCAGUGUUGAUAGCAUGUCACCAAAAAAAACAGAAGUAUGUCGAAAAUCUACAAAUCCAGAAUGGAACGAACAUUUCACUGUGUUAGUGACACCUUAUUCUAAGUUAGAUUUCCGUGUCUUAAACCAGAACCACAUCCGAGCUAAUUCCUUAUUAGGGGAAGUUACACUUGAUUUGUACCCACUUUUGAAAGAAUAUCAUGGAAAAUUUAAUUCUCAUUCAAAAAAGUUGGAUUUGAAACACAAUGGGAAAGGUAAAAUUGGAGAUUUGUCUAUUGUGCUAAAUGGAAUGGAUGUUAAAAUGGAACAUCUUCCUCCGAAGCGACACAGUGCAGCCAUCAAUGGUCAUCCUAGUGUGCCAAAUGGAACUUCUGGUGCUUUAAUGUUUUCUUCAGCUUCCGAGGGCCCAAGCUGUUAUCGCAGACCCAGCAUGACUCGAUCGCCAUCCCAGUCCAGUGCCAAUGGCACUCCAACGCGGUCGCAGUCUGCCAACAUCAAUGAUGCAGUUGCCAUGCCAGCUUUGUAUUACCCCCCUAUUCGACGACCUGUUCCUAAAAAUCCCAGGGCCACUUCAUCCUCUUCUUGUUGUUCCCACAAUGCUCUAGCACCAAACCCUGCCUCUACAUCCAGCACUUCACAAAAUUCAUCCACACCGUCUGGCAGUAGUAGCGCUGGAGCAUCAACAUCUAGUGGACGAGGUGCUGAAGGAGGGCACUCACCAAAAGGCAUUCAGCUUCAGAACGGUGUGGCUCCAAGUCCAGUGUCUCCGCUUGCAUCGAGUUCGUCUCAUAUGCCUAGUGGUGCAACAGCUGGUGCCGUUGGUGGAUCCACUGGUGGCGCCUCUGCAGGAGUUGCAGCUGUUGCCGUAGCAGCCCAUGUCACAUCUGACGGAGCUUGUGGAACUGUCCCAAAUUAUGCUUCUCAGCAAGCCUCAUCUCAAACUCCUCCUACUCAAGCACAGGUUCAGGCACAAGCACAACAACUGCAGCAGCCUCAGGAUCCUUUACCAAUUGGUUGGCAGAUGAGAUUUGAUCCUCAGGGUCGUGUUUAUUAUGUGGACCACAACACUCGAACUACUACAUGGGAAAGACCUCUUCCACAUGGAUGGGAACGUCGAGUGGACAGCCGUAACCGAGUAUAUUACGUUGACCACAACACUCGCACGACAACAUGGCAGAAACCUAGCAUGGAUAUGGUUCUGAACUGGCAGCAAUGGCAACAAUGGCGAAACAACAGAAGCAUGGAACACCUACAACAGCGGUUUCUUUAUCCACAGAAUCCAAUGCUAGCAUCUGAAACAGAUACACAGGAUGCAUUGCCUCAGGGAUGGGAGAAGAGAGUUGAUGCAAAUGGAAGAGUUUAUUUUGUUAAUCACAAAAAUCGAACAACUCAAUGGGAAGACCCAAGGACACAAGGCAGAACCCUUCAAGAAGAUCCGCUACCUGAAGGCUGGGAGAUGCGUUACACAACUGAAAAUGUCCGUUACUUUGUGGAUCACAACACUAGGACUACGACAUUCCAAGAUCCUCGAGGAGGUCCUUGCAAAGGUCCCAAGGGUCCUUUUGGAGUUCCAAUACAGUACGAGAGGAGUUUCCGUUGGAAAUUGGGUCAGUUCCGUUACUUAUGCCACUCCAAUGCACUUCAAGGUCACGUGAAAAUCACUGUAUCCAGAGAUAAUCUAUUUGAAGAUUCAUUUACUCAAAUAAUGAGAUUAGCUCCAUAUGACUUGAGACGAAGACUAUACAUUAUCUUUAAGGGAGAAGAAGGGUUGGAUUAUGGUGGUGUUGCCAGGGAAUGGUUUUUUCAUCUUUCUCAUGAAGUCCUUAACCCAAUGUACUGCCUUUUUGAAUAUGCAAGCACAAAGAAUUAUAGUCUCCAAAUCAACCCAGCCUCAAGUGUGAAUCCUGAUCAUUUAUUAUAUUUUAAGUUCAUUGGUCGGUUCAUCGCUAUGGCACUGUAUCAUGGCAAGUUUAUUGACAGUGGAUUUACUCUACCAUUUUACAAACGGAUGUUAAAUAAAAAACUCACAAUAAAAGAUAUAGAAACAAUUGAUCAAGAGUUCCACAAUUCACUCAUGUGGAUCAAAGAAAAUAAUAUUGAAGAAUGUGGUCUUGAGCUUUACUUUUGUGGAGAUUUUGACAUCCUUGGUAAAUUGGAACAGCAUGAAUUGAAACCCAAUGGCGCCGAAUUAAGAGUUUCAGAGGAGAAUAAAGAUGAAUAUAUCAGUCUGAUGACCAACUGGCGGUUCACUCGAGGUGUUGAGGAACAGACCAAAGCUUUCCUUGAUGGGUUUAGUGAAGUGGUACCUUUGCAGUGGCUUCAGUAUUUUGAUGAGAGAGAAUUAGAGCUGAUGUUGUGUGGGAUGCAAGAAAUUGAUGUUGAUGAUUGGGAGAAGAACACAAUUUACAGACACUAUCAAAAGACAAGCAAACAGAUUGUAUGGUUCUGGAAGUUUGUGCGUGAUCUUGAUAAUGAAAAGCGGACACGAUUGUUGCAGUUUGUGACUGGUACCUGCCGAUUACCUGUUGGUGGUUUUUCUGAAUUAAUGGGGAGCAAUGGACCACAGAGGUUUUGUAUUGAAAAAGUUGGCAAAGAGACUUGGUUACCACGCAGUCAUACAUGCUUCAACCGACUUGAUCUACCACCAUACAAAAGCUAUGAACAACUGACAGAAAAACUGACUUAUGCUAUAGAAGAGACAGAAGGAUUUGGUCAAGAAUAGACCAUUCCUUUAUGUCUUGACUCCUGAUUUUUCCCCCCACUUACCCCACUUCAAGGAUGCAGAUUUAAGUUGAUAGAAUCAAAAAUAUUUUGCCCAAACAGUUGUUUGAAAGCUUAUACCCUUAAUAAUUGCAGCCCAAUAAAAAUGUUAUAUAAUUACACAUACAUACAUAUACAUAUUUGUUUGUGUAUCUGUGUGUAUGUGUGAGUGUGUGUGUGUUUAUGAAUGCUAUAUAUGUAAACAUCUAGGUUGGGGGGUGGUUAGGCCACCAAGAAGAGAAAAACUUAAAAGUAUUUGGUCUGAAUAUCACUAUAUUUUGUCUUUGUGUGUGUGUAUCUAUCUAUUUAUCUAUCUAUCUAUCUAUCUAUCUAUCUAUCUAUAUGUUUAUACAUAUAUCUCUGUAUAUUUGUGCAUAUAUGUAUGUUUUGCAUAUAUGUAUAUUAUGUAUAUAAAUAUGUGUAUAUAUCAAUGUAUGUAUGUAUAUAUAUGCCUGGGAAAAGCACCACUGAUGCUAUAUUUCUGGUAAGACAGCUUCAAGAGAAAUACCUAGCCAAGGAUAAACCUCUGUAUCUGGCUUUCGUUGACAUGGAGAAAGCCUUUGACAUGGUCCCCCGAUCCCUCAUCUGGUGGUCAAUGAGGAAACUAGGGAUAGAAGAAUGGUUAGUGAGAGCUGUGCGAGCCAUGUACAGAGGCGCUGUCAGUAAGGUGAGGGUUGGCAAUGAGUACACUGAAGAAUUCCGGGUAGAGGAAGACCUCAUCCCAGGUCUUCCUGGGCCUACCUCUUCCACAGGUUCCCUCAACUGCUAGGGUGUGGCACUUUUUCACACAGCUAUCCUCAUCCACUCUCGCCACAUGACCAUACCAGCGCAAUCCGAGCGAGAUCGUUGCCAGUGCCGCUGGACUGGCUCCUGUGCAGGUGGCAUGUAAAAUACACCAUUUUGAGCGUGGCCAUUGCCAGUACCGCCUGACAGGAUUUUGUGCUGGUGGCACGUAAAAGCAUCCACUACACUCUCGGAGUGGUUGGCGUUAGGAAGGGCAUCCAGCUGUAGAAACUCUGCCAUACCAGAUUGGAGCCUGAUGUGGCCAUCUGGUUCACCAGUCCUCAGUCAAAACGUCCAACCCAUGCUAGCAUGGAAAGCGGACGUUAAACGAUGAUGAUAUAUAUAUAUAUAUAUAUGUAUAUGUAUAUAUAUAUAUAUAUAUACAUACACACACACACACACCAUAGCGGUUAACAGUUUAUAGGAAUGGCCAGGCCACGUCAUCAUCAUCAUCAUCGUCGUCUAACGUCCGCUUUCCAUGCUAGCAUGGGUUGGACGAUUUGACUGAGGACUGGUGAAACCAGAUGGCUACAUCAGGCUCAAAGAAUUCAAGGGGUUAUGUUUUAGUGUCAAAACCUUUGAUUUAAAGCAAUGGGCCUGACAAAAUAUAUAUUCUGUAUUACCUGGAGGCUUGCCAGAGCUCUCUCUCUCUCUCUCUGUGUCUCUCUGAUGCAACUUUGGUUAAAACCAGGUGUGUAUUUUGUUAGGUUAGAAUUUGCAUAUGUGUGCUAAUGUAUGUAAAAUCGUAUAAUGUAUAUAUUCUAAAAGUAUAUAUAUGUAAGUAUUAUCUGAUUAAUACUAAAUUCAUUGGCUAAGGGAACAGAUGUGUUUAUCAUAUCAAGAAAUGGUGGUCGUUUCUGAUCAGCCAGGCAUCUGAAGUGGACUGUUAAUUUUUGAUAUAGCAGACAUAUCUUAUAAAUAUAUAUAUAGAUGUGUAUGUAUAUAAUGAUAUGUGUAUAUGUAUAUAUACAUGUGAGAGUUAGUGUACAUACAUUUAAAGCUGUUUGUGUGUGUGCAUACACAUAUAUGUACAUACAUACACAUAUUUUUGGUUAGUUAUAUAGCUCUCUAAAUGAUUAAAUGCUUCACCUAAAGAAAUUAAGAUGUGCCCUGUGAAACUCAUUUGUGUGUCUAGCUACCUUGCAUGUGUGCAUAUGUGUGUGUGUGUGUGUGUAUAUAUAUAUAUGUGUA
Messenger RNA from Octopus bimaculoides (California two-spot octopus), 5508 nucleotides. Its product is annotated as E3 ubiquitin-protein ligase Su(dx). Gene Ontology annotation, molecular function: calcium ion binding. The record is from RefSeq and is a predicted model, not a curated record. Gene Ontology annotation, cellular component: membrane. NCBI's taxonomy places the organism in Eukaryota, Metazoa, Mollusca, Cephalopoda, Octopoda, Octopodidae.